Messenger RNA from Notolabrus celidotus (New Zealand spotty), 4887 nucleotides. It is a transcript of the gene celf5a, whose product is annotated as cugbp, Elav-like family member 5a. Gene Ontology annotation, cellular component: cytoplasm; nucleus; ribonucleoprotein complex. Bases 118 to 1191 code for a protein of 357 amino acids. The record is from RefSeq and is a predicted model, not a curated record. Lineage: Eukaryota; Metazoa; Chordata; Actinopteri; Labriformes; Labridae. Gene Ontology annotation, biological process: regulation of alternative mRNA splicing, via spliceosome; mRNA splice site recognition. The transcript has 10 exons. Gene Ontology annotation, molecular function: mRNA binding.
CUGCAGACCACAGUUCAAUGUUUACAGUCCCUAAGUGGACAAAGUAACUUCUCAGCCAUUUAUACUGAAAUCCAACUAAGUGACGAGUCUAAAGAAGACAGGAAGUUGUUUGUCGGGAUGCUGAACAAACAACAGACUGAAGAGGAUGUUUACCGCCUCUUCGAACCCUACGGAGUCAUUGAGGAGUGCACGGUCCUAAGAGGUCCUGACGGAAACAGCAAAGGUUGUGCCUUUGUCAAGUUCUCCACACACACUGAGGCUCAGUCUGCAAUCAGCGCCCUCCACGGCAGCCAGACCAUGCCAGGUGCUUCCUCCAGCUUGGUGGUUAAGUUUGCCGACACAGACAAGGAGCGCACCAUCAGACGUAUGCAGCAGAUGGUUGGGCAGUUUGGCAUCUUCAACCCAGCCAUUGCCCUACCCUUCAGCACCUACAGCUCUUACGCACAUGCGCUCAUGCAGCAGCAGGCAGCCAUCAUGGCAGCAAGCCACGGAGGUUACCUCACGCCCAGCGUAGCCUUUCCCGCUACGCAGAUCCACCAGAUGGGGGCGCUCAACAUCAACAGUCUCCCACCCACCCCCAUGACCCCGGUGUCGGGUGACUUUCAUCAAGCCCUAGGCCUCAGUUCUCCACCAGCCAACAUCGCCACCUCCGUACCCAGCAUCGUCACGCCCAUCGUCAACGGAUUCACUGGCAUCCCUCAUCAGCCCAACGGACACCCGGCUGUGGAGACAGUCUACACCAACGGCCUGCCUCCUUAUUCCACCCAGAGCCCCACCGCUGCUGACACCCUCCAGCAAGCCUUCACUGGAGUACAGCAAUACACAGCGAUCUAUCCAGCCACCACGCUGACUCCUAUUGGCCAGACACUGCCCCAACCACCCCAGGUUAUCCAGCAGCAGCAGCAGAGAGAAGGUGAGGGUCCGGAGGGUUGUAACCUGUUCAUCUACCACCUGCCACAGGAGUUUGGAGACAAUGAACUCAUGCAGAUGUUUCUGCCCUUUGGCACCGUCAUCUCCUCUAAGGUCUUCAUGGACCGGGCAACCAACCAGAGCAAGUGCUUCGGCUUUGUGAGCUUCGACAACCCUGCUAGUGCACAGGCAGCUAUUCAAGCCAUGAAUGGCUUUCAAAUUGGAAUGAAGAGGUUGAAAGUCCAGCUAAAGAGACCGAAGGAUGCCAGCCGCCCUUACUGACACAGCCUACCUUCAGUAUUCAUUGCAGCAGCACAGAUUUUAGAGGACACGUGAAGAUAUCUCGGAGGAGUCAAACUUUUUUCUUUGAAAGCAAAAUAUGUUUUAAAAAAAUCAACACAUAAGGAAUUUUUGGAGACAUAUCAGCAUUUACUUAUGAAGAUAUAGGUUACAGCAGAAAAAAAGAAGAUGCGAAGGAGGAAGGGGAGGAGGCGCUUCACCGGGGGACUUAACAGUAACAGAUGGCACAGUGCGAGAAAGACGAGAAGAAAAAAAAACUGAAAAAAGAUGUGACGAGACUGAACAACAGAACUUUUUUCUUGUUGAGACUUGAAUUGUUAAUUAAGCAACAAACUAACAAACAAAAAAGCAGCAACAACAAAUAGAUUUCUAUAUACAUAUUAUAUACACAUAUAUAUAUAAGGAAAGAGGCGCUUGUGGCUUUUACUGUACUGGACAAAUGAGGGUUAAAACUUGAAGAUCAAGAAAAACAGUGGAAAAAAAGAAGCUAUUCUGUUCAUCCACUGACAGACUUUCUUUCUCUUUCCCUCUUUCUCUUAUUCUCUCACCGUCUCUCUCAGCAAGCGCAGAACUAUGACUAUGACUGAGGUUUCCAUUAGCAACAGUAGAACUGCAAAUCUUUCACCCCUAAGGGACCAAAGGACCAAACAUUUUUAUUGUUCUGAACAGUAAUAUAUAGUAUUAAUGAUACUAAUACUGCAAACUACUACUAAUAAUAUUACAAGUUAAACUUAAGAAGAAAUACUAGCUUCAGGUUGAAAAAAGAGGAAAGGGGUUCUUGUUUAUUUUCCUUUUACAUUUAUAGCUACUGGGUUUGAGGAUAUUAAAACAAAACAGAAAAAAAAUGUAUAAAAAAAGCUAUACUAAUUUAGUGGCGUAGAAUAUGUGGGAUAGACAUUGAUUCGGGCAUGUUCAGAUAUGUUCUUUUGUCGCUCAUUGUUUCAUGUGAAUCACAGUGUUUCAUCUCGGAGGCGUGAUGUGUGGCUGUUAUUGUCGUUCGAUGAAGAAAACAGUCUUGUAGUGCCAAAGUGACGCAAUAACAGCCUUUAAAAUAACUCAUUACUGAUCUACAGCACAUCCAGCCAUGCUGUACUCCCAUACAUCCUUCACAGCAGAUUGAAAUUUCAUAAUUGAAGCAGGACCAACUUCAUGUCAUCAUUACAGCCUUGAUAGUACAGAUAAUCUGACCAUAAACCAGUGUGGUAAAAGUGCCACCCGUCUGAGCUUGACACGCCGCAGUAAAACAACGCAGCAGCAUCUGUAACCGCUUAAUAAAAUAUACAAAUGAGCCUGACAGCAGUUGUAAAAAUUUCCAUCCGUGUGUCACACUGGCUCCUGCCAGGUCGUGCCCUAACCCUCUGCCAGGCUCUUCCAGCUGCUCUCCCUACUUUCCCUCCUUUCCUCCCCGGUCUCCCUCUCUCUCCUCACCUCACCUCUAAGUGCCAGCAUAUCUCUCUCUUAAUAGGGAGCAUCAGUUCACGAGGGCCAAGAGCUAACCCACAGCAUAAUUAGGGUAAUGAUAAUAUUGAUCAGAUGGGGAGCAGAGCCGCGGGGCAAGAGAUGCGCAAUCAAUUGCACAUUGGCAUUUUGAACGGAUUGACUGAGUGACAGAGUCCAUUUUUCCCUCAGUAGUUGGAUGGAAGUCUUUUCUCUGUCUUACUUCUGUACACAGUCUCAGAGAGGACCCUGAGAUCCGAAUCUAAGACCUUGAAUCUGACAAAGGCAGCAAGUUUUGUGUCAUUGUCAACAGAAACCAUAAAGUUUAGAAGUUUACACAGAGGUGGCAGCAUCUUUAGAGUCAUUAGAGUCUUUAGAGUUCUUCAGUAAAGAGAGCAGCUGUAUAUUUAUUUGUUAUAUUUUCUAAAGGGUACCAUAGCGCAGUAAGAGCUUGUCCACAGUGAGGAACAGCCUGGCAUUAGCAGCCUUAGGAGGUCAAAUUAAGAGCAAAAUGAUCCAUCAAUUAGACAGCAGCAGGCCUGUAAGUGUAGCUGCUACAGCUGCUGCUGCCUCAACCAGACGACAGCUCACCAUUAGCGGCGGUCACACAGCUCCUAUACAGUGUGGUCACGACACAUCACUCCGUAUCUGAUAUGAUUAAUUAACUAAACUGGCAGCGUCUGCCGGGACGCCUUCACAUACAGCAUGUCCGAGAUGAAAUCUGUUUUUCAUGAGUUGUUUGCUUUUUUUUAACCAUUUCAUUCUCAGAUAAGUUUAUGAGACAUCCACUCAGUUGUCUUUUAAUUUGAUUUUUUUUUUCAUGUUAUCAUGACUUCACCUCGUUCUGAAGCACCUUGCCUCUCAGGAUUCUGUGAGACCUCAGCGCUCUCAUCAUUGAUCUGUCUCUAUGGCUUCACCCACACAGCUCUAGUCUUCAGAAAUGACUACUUUGCCUGUGCGGUCUGAUACAGCUCACUGGAAUCAGUCCUGAUGACUGUAUAUCUUCUGUUUCUAUUCUGGUUCAAACAUUCUCUUCACUUGUUUUUUAUGUCCUGGUUCUCAGGCUCAGUAUUACGAGAAGGAGAUGUGUUAUUUCCAGGAGUCUAUUGACAAAUGUUACCCUCAUUUCACUGUCUACAAAACUUAGAUGCUGUUGACAGAAAGUCUUUAAAAAUGCCUUUUCUCAUUAUGAAUUGCCAAAUCAUGCAAACAUAUCCACUGUAUUGUUCCCCCUCAUACUUUACAUGUGUGUGCCAGGUUUCUUAAAAUUUUAAAACAGUUUCUUACAACUGUCAAUUUUCAGGAAACAUUGAAUAGUUGAAGAAAUAAUUGACUUUGUGAUCUGGUUUAACUUUUAUAGAUGGAGGGUCAUUUCAUGCUGAAACGAUAAAGAAAAGGGUGUUCCUGUGAAAAGGUUAGAUUUCAUAUAUAUUUUCCAGCAGACAGCUUCUCUUCCCUACUCGGUGACUUACUGUUGGUUUCCUCUCUGCUGCCAGGGCCUCUGCAGCUUUAGGAAGCUGUGAUAUACGCCCUCCUUUCCCCAGGCCAUAAGGGGCCUUAUAAACCCACUCAAAAAAUCUUUUCUUAUGGGAUUUCCACUGGAGAGUUUCUUAAAUUAUUAAAAAUCAAAUUAAAUUUGGCCUUCACAACAGCUUGGGCAAUGCAAAUUAAAGAUGCCAGCUGUGGCUGAAAUGUAAUGAGUUUGAAAAGAUGUUGAGUUAAUUUCAUUCUGCCAAUAGAAAAAAAAAAAUGAGAAUUUGAUCGAAAUGCAAUAGAAAAGAGAAGAUUUGGGGGUGGAAACAGUUUGUAUGUAAUGCACAAGCCUGGAUAUACAUAUCUACUGUGGAACUCAGAGAAAGGGGAGGGAAGUAAUGAAAUGACUGAAAUCCAAGAACUGAAUUGAGUUAGCAAAUUUGAAUGAUAUGAACUGACUGAGCAUGGACUAAACAAGACAGGAAAUAACAGCAGUGAUUCCAGUAGAGUUUCUCUAACUACCUUCUUCAUUGGUUUUACUUUACAUCUCUUUUUGGUGUGUUCUUUUCUCUUCUCAUCCUACCAUGGUGCCCUUUCAAUCUCUGAGCAUGCUCAAUGGGGGCUGGGGGGUUAAAGAUUAUGGUACUACUCGUAUUAACAAUAUGAUUCUUUAACUAUGGUUUGAAUGCUAAGGAUAGUAGCUUAUAAUAAAUAUGAAAUCUGUAUAUUAUGGAAAAUCAGCACAGGACCUUUCUUUGGGUACAUAGA